UGCCUGCGAGCCUAAACUCGCGAUAAAGACACCCGAAAGUCAGAGAGAGUUUGAUACAUUUUUCUGCGUGGCCAUGCGGGUAUAUCCGCUCCUUUAGGUGAAUUAAAGUGCCUUAGCUCCGCCCGCUCGCGCUGUCUUGGGAAGCGUAAGUAACAAACCCUCGGGCGAGUGUCGACGAACCGAGCUCAUCCACUGGAUGUUCUCUCCAUGCUGAAAACGUGCGAGCGUUUCUGUGCGAGGAAACCGUGGACGACCGCAGUGAACGUGGUGUUGCUGCAGAUUUCCACCCGGUUACACUGGACAAUGGAGGUGAAAAUUGAAGAGCAGGAUCACGACAACGCCUUCAGCAACACCGACACCAAUGGUAAGCGCCCAGCUGAGGACAUGGACGAGGAGCAGGCCUUCAAACGUUCUCGCAACACGGACGAGAUGGUGGAGCUGCGUGUGCUGCUUCAGAGCAAAAAUGCCGGUGCUGUUAUUGGAAAGGGUGGCAAGAACAUAAAAGCCCUACGCACAGACUACAAUGCCAGUGUAUCAGUCCCAGACAGCAGUGGCCCAGAGCGGAUCCUGAGUGUGAAUGCCAGCAUCGACACUAUUGGAGAGAUUCUGCUGAAAAUCAUACCUACUCUAGAGGAGUACCAGCAUUACAGUGGGAUUGAUUUUGACAGUGAGCUUCGCCUGCUUAUCCAUCAGAGCUUGGCAGGGGGCAUCAUCGGGGUAAAAGGUGCCAAGAUAAAGGAGCUGAGAGAGAACACCCAGACCACCAUCAAGUUGUUCCAGGAAUGCUGUCCACACUCCACUGACAGAGUCGUCUUGGUGGGAGGAAAGCCAGAACGUGUCAUUGAAUGUAUAAAAGUGAUCCUGGAGCUGGUGUCAGAGGCACCAAUCAAAGGUCGUGCCCAGCCUUAUGACCCUAAUUUCUACGACGAGACGUACGACUAUGGCGGUUUCACCAUGUUAUUUGAGGAGAGAGGCAGGCGACCCAUCGGUGGCUUCCCCAUUCGUGUGCGUGGGGGCUUUGAGCGCAUGCCCCCCGUUCGUGGCAACAGACCCCUGCCUCCAUCCAGAAGAGACUACGACGACAUGAGCCCCCGCCGGGGUCCACCGCCACCGCUGAGCAGAGGUGGACGAGGGGGCAGCCGAGCACGAAACCUGCCUCUUCCCCCGCCACCGCCGCCAAGAGGAGGGGGAGACAGGUUCUCACACAGCAGCUAUCAUGGCAGCAUGGACGACAGACCAAGUGACAGAAGAGGCAGAGGAGACCGCUAUGAUAGCAUGAGUGGAGGCGGAUAUGACAACAAUUCUUCCUGGGAGCACUUUCAGUCUGGUGGUAGAGGCUCAUACAGUGAUAUUGGAGGCCCAGUCAUCACAACACAAGUCACCAUCCCGAAAGAUCUGGCUGGCUCCAUCAUCGGUAAGGGCGGCCAGAGGAUCAAGCAGAUCCGCCACGAGUCUGGGGCAUCCAUCAAGAUUGAUGAACCACUAGAGGGCUCUGAGGACCGCAUCAUCACCAUCACAGGAACACAGGACCAGAUCCAGAAUGCCCAGUACCUGCUGCAGAACAGUGUGCGGCAGUUCUCUGGCCGGUUCUUCUAAGAAGAAGCAAGUGAAGAAGAAGAUUGAAGCCAUGCUGCCAUACUGUUUGCUCCUCCUAUUCAGAGCCUACAUUCCUCUGCUUUGGGUAGAUGUGCCCCCUCCCCUCACUAUCACACACCACAUCUAUCUAUAAAUGGCAGUGCUUUUUUUUUUUUUUUUUUUUUUAAAUCUUAAGCUGUCAAACAGCAAACAAGGAGUCAACAACAUGUUUCUGUGCUGGUGUAAUUAUUUUUUAGGAGAUUCUUGUGCUGUCAUUGGAGUAAACCCAUCUGUGUGAUAACUUUUGCUGUUGUGAGCCGCUCCUGGCCCUUGCCUCCCUCAGUUCAGUACAGCAUGCAGAAUGUAAUCUUUUUGUAAGGAACUUUUAUUUGCUUUAUUUGUUGUUGUUGUUUUCCCCUCAGAUGUUUAAGCACACUCUUCAAAUGAAGAUGCAUGGUCUUGGAACGGUUAAAGAACCUUUUAAAUAAACUUUAAUUUGUACACAACAUCAAACAUCCUUUUCCACUUCAAAUGAAGUGCUUUUUACGAUCUUAUACUUUUACGAUCGGCUUUAAUGGAGUAGUUUGACAUUUCGGGAAAUGCGCUUAUUUGUGUGUGGCGGAGAGUCAGCGCUAGAUGAGACCAGUACCAGUAGUGGUUUCAUCUGACUAACAGUUAACUCUUCAAAUUGAAUAAGCAUAUAUUCCAAAAUGUCAAUCUUUUGCUUUAAGGUGGGAUAAACGUGCCAGUUGGAUAUGGCAAAAAGAAAAAAUGAUCUUUGUUUUUCAUUGAAAGACGAGGAGCUGUAUAAAGUGUGUGUGUAUAUAUUUACAUAGAAACAGUAAUUUCAUGAGUGGGUAAAAUGAUCUUCCUUGAAAGGAGAAGGUGCCACAUACAGGCUUGGUGAUCAUUUUUGCUCCCCUCUCUCCUUAUUUGAUUUCUUUUCUGCCACUCGCCUUGUUGGACAACAUCUGACCUGUUAACACUUAGAUCCUUUCAUUCUUGCAGUGUUUUUCCUUUUGACAGCAUUUUUAAAGGAGUCCAUGAGUGGUGUUUUCUGUCCGGUCACAUCUGCAUCUCUGUGUCUGGUAUUAGUACCUGCAGGUGUUGAGUAAAUAAAGUCUGUUCUCACAGUCCA
Messenger RNA from Chelmon rostratus (copperband butterflyfish), 2713 nucleotides. RefSeq names its product heterogeneous nuclear ribonucleoprotein K, like (gene hnrpkl). Gene Ontology annotation, biological process: regulation of mRNA splicing, via spliceosome; regulation of transcription by RNA polymerase II. The transcript is spliced from 16 exons. Gene Ontology annotation, cellular component: cytoplasm; nucleus. The coding region runs from base 208 to 1596 and encodes 462 amino acids. The record is from RefSeq and is a predicted model, not a curated record. Gene Ontology annotation, molecular function: mRNA binding. Lineage: Eukaryota; Metazoa; Chordata; Actinopteri; Chaetodontiformes; Chaetodontidae.